Messenger RNA from Exserohilum turcica Et28A, 1290 nucleotides. RefSeq lists its product as uncharacterized. The transcript has a single exon. Gene Ontology annotation, molecular function: nickel cation binding. Bases 153 to 1172 code for a protein of 339 amino acids. NCBI's taxonomy places the organism in Eukaryota, Fungi, Ascomycota, Dothideomycetes, Pleosporales, Pleosporaceae. The record is from RefSeq and is a predicted model, not a curated record.
CGCUCCUGUCUGGGCUUGUUUGUGCACACCGGAUUUGGCGGCGCCGCCAGGUUAUAUGUGCCUUUGCCAGUCUCCCGCACCCGGUUUCGAACUCGAGUCUCUGCGGUGCCGAAAGAUGGUUGGCCCUGGACGACGCUACUUAGCAACGCGACAUGUCCUUUAUCUCACCUUUUGGCGCCUCGACUUCUAAGCCCGGCCGUGGAUCCAUCGUUGUCCGUCUCCUUGCUCAGGACAAGCCCGUCCUCAGCACCGUGUCUUACCAGUACCCGCUGAAGCUGGUUGCACCCGACCCCAUACGACCACCCAGCCAUGGCGGCCAGGAAGACGGCGAGCCUCCCUCGGCAACCUCCCGUCUGGUACACACCGUCUUCCUACUCACCUACGGAGGCGGCAUUGUUGCUGGAGACAGCAUAGACCUGGACGUCAAGCUGGACAAGAAGACGAGCCUCAUCUUGUUGACCCAGGGCUCGACCAAGAUCUUCAAGGCACCUAGUCCAGAAGUAGUCUCGCGGCAGUGCAUGACGGUCCAUCUUAAACACGACUCGGCUUUGGUCUAUCUUCCAGACCCUGUCCAGCCGUUUGCCCAUACGGCUUUCUCACAGUCCCAGAUCUACCAUCUCGACAAAGAGCAGGGCAAUCUGUGCGUAUGCGACUGGGUGACCAGCGGUCGCUCUGCGCGGGGCGAGAACUGGGACAUUUUCGAAUACAAGAGCCGGAACGAGGUAUGGACACUGUAUGAAGCGGGGAAGAAGAGACUUCUUGUACGCGACAAUCUCAUCCUGGACAAGCAUGGUAGAACGGGCAUGCCGCUCUCCUCACGCAUGGACAACUACUCCGUCUUUGGCACCGUCAUCAUCCGCGGGCCAGUAUUCUCAUCGCUUUCCAAAUUCUUCUUGGAUGAAUUCGAUGCACUCCCGCGUAUUGGAGGUCGGAACUGGGGAGAUGGCGUGCAGCCGGAACUGCAGCCACACGAGCAGAGGCGACAUGAGAGGCAGCAGCGAGAGAAAACGGAUGGUCUGAUAUGGAGCGCAGCGAAUGUGCGAGGCUUUGUGCUGGUCAAGUUUGCAAGCAGGGACGUGGAGGGCUCAAGGAACUGGCUGAGGGACAUGGUCAAGGAAGAGGGCUCGUUGAUGAGGCGGUUUGGAGAAAGGGCACUCUUGUGCUUGAAGUGAGGCUUUCUUUGCAGGCAGGAUGCCUUGUUGAACGAUGACCAUCCGUGUGCACACGGGACAAGCACGGCUACUAUCUGGCUAUGAAAAAAGACACGCUGCUUAUCAAGCAGAACUUUAC